AGGGAAAUUAAAUCGAAGGAGCGAGCAAUCAGUAGUUCUUGAACCAUUGUACACGAUGGUCGAAGCACUGGCGUAUUAUAGUUUCCCUAGAACUCUCUUAACAGUAAUAGGACUUUGGCCGUAUCAGAACACGAAAUUCACCAUUUUGAAAAACAGCUUCAUCAGUUUCAGUUUUUUUAUUUUUAUCGUGGCACAGGUGCUGUAAUUAUUAUUUAAUUUUUUUUUUAUUUUAUUAUGUAGCUCUCACACUUCCUUCGAUUGAACACAGUAACGAGUGUGCAUUCAAGUAACUGCAUUGUGAUAAUCGUGCCACUAUCCUUAUUUAUACCUUAUUUAUACCUUCUUUUAAUUAAAAAAAAAAUUUUUACACAUAUACUUAAAAUUUUGAGUUAUAUUUCUCGUAUGUGUAAACGGUUUAAAUCCGCGUGAAGGUUUCAUAAUCUGAACCUAUUAAUUGAAGAUCCACUAUCGUGGCGCGUUUUCUUUUUUAAUUUCUAUUCUUGUACAAAUAUUUUUUAUUAUUACACGAUAUUUCUAAAAAUUUUUCAAUUCAGUAGCAAUUGAUUUGUUUCUAUUAAUCCCUUGAUCAUAAAAAUUUUUGAUAACGAAUAGUCCAGAUAAUAAAUAAAUAAAAAAGAGACAGUAAAUAAAUUAAAUUAAAUUGUAUUUUUUUAAAACUUAUUAUAUAUAAUUGUUUUUUUUUUAAACUUAUAUAUGUUGUAUAUUAUGUUUGCUUUCAUUGAACAGGAAUAUUCGUCAAAUUCCCCUCUGUGAAUAUUUCCAUAAUUCAUUACGUUUUCCAGUGUGUGGUCUUCAUAACCAGGGAAUUCAUGCUAAAGUACGUUUCGUUCGUGCUCAUGAGCUUGGGCUCUUUUGCAAAGUACAAUAUAAAUUGGUAUCAACUUCCUACAGUAAGUACUCGAUCGUCUAGU
This is a messenger RNA of Heterotrigona itama, 932 nucleotides long. NCBI's taxonomy places the organism in Eukaryota, Metazoa, Arthropoda, Insecta, Hymenoptera, Apidae. The record is from the annotation of a GenBank genome assembly.